AUGGCGAGAAGCGAACCGAUUGCCUACCUGAAUGGUCGCAUGGUGCCGCAGUCGCAGGCGGCGGUACCGCUUUCCGAUGCCGGCUUUGUGCUGGGGGCGACCGUCACCGAGCAACUUCGCACCUUCGGCGGGAAGCUCUUUCGUCCGGCCGAACACUGGCGGCGGCUUGCGCAAUCGCUGGAGAUCGUGGGUGUCGAUGCCGGGCUUUCUCUGGAACGGCUUGACGAUGUUGCGAGUGAAGUGGUUGAGCGGAAUCUGGCUUGCGACCCGCCCGGGGGUGAGCUUGGACUUGGGGUAUUUAUCACACCAGGGCCGUAUGCCACGUUGGCUGCGGGCUCGGACACUGGGCCGACGGUGUGUGUGUACUCGUAUGCUUUGCCAUUUCACUUGUGGGCAGCUGCGUACGACGCUGGUGUGAAGACCGUUAUCUCAUCGGUGCGGCAGGUGCCCGGCGAUUGUUGGCCGGCCGAACUGAAGUGCCGCAGCCGCAUGCACUAUUACCUGGCCGAUCUGGAGGCCGCACGAAAGCAGCCGGGUGCGAAGGCGAUCUUGCUCGACCACGACGGCUGCCUUUCAGAAACCUCGACUGCUAACCUGCUGCUGCAUUUGCCAGGUCGAGGUUUGGUAUCGCCACCCUCGCAAGACACCCUAGCAGGAAUCACGCUCAACUUUGUGGGAGAACUGGCCGGGCAGUUAGGGAUUGCGCUCGCACGCCGACCUGUUCCGGCAGAGGAAAUUGAAGCCGCCGACGAACUGAUGCUGACGAGCACCCCCUCUGGGAUUCUGCCAGUCGUCGAGUGCGAUGGCCGUUCAAUCGGGGCGGGCAGACCAGGGCCUGUCUAUCAGAAAUUGCUGGCUACGUUCAGUGCGGCCGUUGGGGUGGAUGUUGCCCGUCAGGCGAUGGAUGCUAAGUUUCUAGCGACGAGCGACCGGUUGGUUAGAGAGGCCGGUGGGAGUCGAACCCACUUUGACCGGGUUGCAGCCGGUUGCCUGGCCGUCUGGCUCCAGCCUCUUGUGUUAGGGCCGGCGGUUUUAGGAGCCCCGAACUCCUUUCGCCGAAAGUGUUUUCUCGAGCAGUCAGUUAUGAAACGUCGAAUUUCGAGCAGAAAGCCCCGCCGUGGAGCCACGUUAAUUCUUAUGGCCCUGAUGAUGGUCGGCCUGUUGGGCAUGCUCGCCUUCGCUACAGACGUCGGUUACAUCGUUCUGGUUCGCACUCAACUGCAAGUGGCUGCCGAUUCGGCUGCAGUGGCAGCCGGCAGCGUGAUGGGCGGAUCACAGCAGGAGAUUAUUGGCACCGCGCGACGGUUCGCAGAAAGCAACAUUGCCGGCGGAACCACGGUGAGCCUGGCCGACUCUGAUGUCGAGUUUGGCACCUGGGACGCCAAUCGGCGAGAGUUUACGCCAACUGGCGAGGUUGGUAACGCCGUGCGUGUCACUUGCCGGCGCGAUGCGACAAACGCUAAAGGGGAAUGCCCUCUGUUCUUCGCCCGAGUGUUUGGCAACGAAUCGUUCUCGAUGGAAGCCCAAGCCGUGGCUAUGGCGAACCCCCGGGAUAUCGCAUUUGUGGUCGACCUCUCAGGUUCGAUGAACGACGACACCGAGCCUGGUUGGGCUAGCGAUACCAUCAACAAAGAGUUCUCAGGCCAUGGAAAAGUUGGCAACCAACUUGCACAGCAGUUCUACGACGACUUUUCGUUCGGCGCCUUCCCUGGAAAACUGGAGUACAUCGGCGAUCCGUUGGGCUUACCGCGGAACAAGUGGGCUUAUGCCGAAAUGACGAAGAACGAUGGACCGUUGAGUGGUCGAUCGAUUCCGAGGCAAUAUCGCAUCAACGAUGGUGACAACGAGGCCGUGCGAAAGCAAAAAGCCUAUUCAUGGAUGAUUGAUCACCAAAUCGCCGACGUAAUGCCGGCUGCAGUUCCGGCCCCAGAUAGCUCGCAGAACUACGCCUACUGGGAGAAGUACCUCGACUACAUUCUUCUCUCGGUGAAGAUCACGCCUCCGAAGCCACCUAGCGGCGGAGGUGGCGGUUCCGGCGGCGGAGGAGGUGGAGGAGGCUCCGGGGGCGGCGGAGGAGGUGGAGGUGGCGGCGGUAGUAGUGGACCAAAGGCCCCGCCGAUUGGACAAGUUGAGCCGCCAACGAAAAACGGUGAUUGGAUCGCCUUGUGGAAUGAGCCACCCGGUACGGCCGUGCUGUUUGAGGGCAGUCAACCGCUGGCCACUACGGCUUCAACUACAUCGACUCUGGGAUUAACACUGAAUCGCGUUGGAAUGUUGGCAACCAAGGGGACUCCUCCGACCAACCGAGGGCGAAUACCACCGAGCCAGGACGGAGACCGAAUCAACAAGUUCAAUAACCCGAACAAAACGACGUUUCCGAAGGCGAAGAACGCGAACAAGUACCGCAACUGGAUUGGGUAUCUCACAUACACUCAAUUCAUGCUCGAUCAUGGUCGGGAUCUGCGACCCGUGGGAAGGGAAUAUGUUCCGCUCUCGAUUAACAGCCGCGAUUGCCCUUACCACGGCGAGGAAACCGCCGGAGGCACGUUCGAUUUUCCUCCCCGCGAACAGCCGACGCAUGCCGCACGACGUGCGCUGAUUGCUGCGAUCGAGGUGGUUCGCGAUCGCAACUCGAGUCUUCCCGAUCCUAGUCAGGGCGAUCAGGUAUCAGUGAUCAGCUUCGACACCCUUUCCGGGGCUGGUCCGGUAGUGGAGCAGCCGCUCACGACGAACUUCAAGCAAGCCAUGCAGUCAUGCACGCGAUUGCAAGCGGUUGGCGACAAGGGCGCGACUACCGCCACUGAAGGUGGGCUGGAACUGGCCCGUCAACACUUGGCCUCGAAGCGCGAAGGUGGCAAGGGCCGCGAGUUCACGAACAAGAUUGUGGUACUGCUGACCGACGGUGUGCCCAAUCUUUAUGCCAGUUCCGACUCUGAGAUCAAUGGCUACAUCGCACAGAAUCCAAGCAGUGAUUUCUACAACAAUGGCGCGUACUGGUACGAUGGUGCACUAAUGCAAGUUUCCAUCAUGGAUGACCAGCGGUGGCAGAUUUAUCCCGUUGGAGUUGGAUUGGGUACCGAUUACGAUUUCAUGGACCGCAUGGCGAGAAUGGGAAACACCGCCACAGGUGCCGGUCAAAGUGCCCGCGGUAGCGGGAACCCGGCUGAGUAUGAGCAGCGGUUAACGGAGAUCUUCGAAGAGAUCAUCACCAACCCGAAAGCUCGGUUGGUGCAGUAG
Molecule: messenger RNA, 3237 nt
Organism: Cladocopium goreaui
Lineage: Eukaryota; Dinophyceae; Suessiales; Symbiodiniaceae
Source: the annotation of a GenBank genome assembly